Plasmodium gonderi is the source of this 312-nucleotide messenger RNA. The record is from the annotation of a RefSeq genome assembly. Lineage: Eukaryota; Apicomplexa; Aconoidasida; Haemosporida; Plasmodiidae.
AUGAUAUUAAAUUUAUAUUAUAAAUUACAAAAAAAUAUUUUAUUAAAAAAAUUUAAAAAUAAAAAAAAUAAUAUUAAAAAAUUUAUUUAUAUAAAAAAUAAAUUUAAUAUAUUAUUAAAAAGUAAAAAUUCAAAUAAAUAUAUAUAUAAUAUUAUAAAUUAUAAAUAUAAAAAUUUAAAAAUAUUAUAUAUAAUAUCUAAUAAAUAUAAUAUUUUAUUAAUAAAAAAAAUAAAUUUUUGGUAUAAUAUUUUAUAUAUUAAUUUUAUAUAUAAUAAAAUAUACAUAAUUAAAAAUAUAUUUACAUAUUUUUAA